AGAGAAAUUGUACAAAAGCGCGCGCCUCUUGACGAAGCGGCUGGGGAACGAAGCACACACGCAAAUAUUUUUAUUUUUCUCAAUGAGACAUGCCGAUCAAAAUCGUAUCUCGCAGUCAACGCAAUUAUUGGGCUUGAAGUGCGUGGAUUGACGUUAUCAUGGCUCAAAGAGAUGUACAAAUGGAAAACCUCUUGAAUUCGAUACUGCAGAAGUUCUCCGAAUGCAGUGACGGAAGUGGAAACUUGCGCGAAGACCGGGAGCAAGAAAUGAGUCUGUUUUUACGUGACCGCCUGGAACGCGUCACGCCUGAAAGAAUGAACGAACUGCUCAAAAAAUUGGUGAACAUAGGAUCGACCAAGAUCAUCGAGUGCAUCGCGAACAUCGACAUCACAAUUCGCCUUCUCGUUACAUAUAACAUAAGAACUGCGCUGCACGACUCGUUGAAAGCCAAAGUCCAACCACCGAUCGAUGCUCUGUCGAAAAUCUACGGCCACGUGAAUUACUCGGCCUUGGACGAAGAGGGCUGCACGAUCAGUCAUCUGCACGUGGCCGUGAAGGAAAAAUGCGCCGCUGCGGUGGCCAAUCUAUUGAAGUGGGAGACGAGUGAGAUUGCCUUCGAGGAAUUCAAGAAGAAUUUCAGCUAUUUGAUCAAGUACGACGGCCGUGAGACUCUGGAAGUUUUGCUGCAAACGGGCUUCAAAUCGGACGAGUACGUCAACGAAAAACGAAGGACGCCGCUGAGUCAUCUUUGCCGCCGCAUCUCCGAGCACCGAUACUACUACGGCACGACGCCUGAACCCGGUGACGACGUGGCAGCGAUUCGGCUGCUCGUCCAGUACGGCGCCAACGUCAAUAGUACGGACGCCAACGGUCGAACGCCCCUGAUGGUGCUGUUUAACUCGGGCAUCACCGAGGUCGACAAGCAGCUAGAUAUCGCGCGACUUCUGCUGGACAACGGGGCCGAAGUCAAUCGAUGCGAUGAAAACGGCGAGACGAUACUGCACGUGGUGCUGCGCGUCUGGCACCUCGAGGAGUACCACGGCCCGAGCCACGAUCCGCGCCGCAGGAACGAGCCGUGCCUCAGGGUGCUCAAGCUGCUGCUCGAGCGUGGCGCCGUUAUCAACGCGCGAAACCACGACGGCCAGACACCCCUGCUAAUCGCCGUGGUCUACUGCAAUCUGGACGCGGUCGAGCUGCUGCUGGGGCACGGUGCCAACCUCGGGGGUGUCAACUUCUCCGGCGGCUACAUGGAGCCGUCCAACGGCUUCCUGCGCAAUCUCGAGAUGACCCAGAACGCGAUCGCGAUCCUGAAGCUGCUCGAGAGCAGAGGCUUCACGAUUCGAAUAUCGAGCACGAUGACGUGGCUCCACUUUUUGAUGGGAUUCCUGCCCAGCCAGAAAUACUACGAAGCAAGAUACGUGCUGGCCUACGUCGAAGAUCCCGAGAGGAUCCGCAAAUAUUUCGAUUAUAUUCCCAAUAUAAUAGAAGACAACGAGGAGCUCGACGAGGAGUAUACCCGGAGAAGCGAGAAAGUGCGACACGCAAUGAUCGCCAUCAUAGAGAUCGACAAUUAUCUCAACGUUUUUAAUGAACUCAGGCUACCCGUAAGCGCCAAAAUGAUCAGCGUUCUCGAGCACACCGGGCGCGAAUUGAUAAACAAGUAUAAUUUGAGUUACAUCGACGCGACGACCGAUGACGAGUUUCGCUCGUACGUGAUCGAGCAGAGGAGCAUCGACGAAGAGCUGAGGAGAGCCGAGGUGACGCAGAUCAGCGAAACAGCGACGCUUCUCGACGUUUGUCGGCACAGUUCCGAGGCAGCUUACGAGAAGUUGAAAAUUUCCAACUAUGAGUCCGUGCUCGAAGAUUACGAUAACUUUAAGACGAAUUUUCCUUACAUUGGAAUUUAUUUGAAAGGAUGUAUCACCAAGGCGCUGGUCAAGGGACAGUUUAAAGAAAAAACUCGAAAAAUGAGUAUGAAGAAUCCUGCAUAAAUAGUUAAGGCGACAGAGAUCGAAAAUUAUAAAGUUCCAUAACUACUUUUACAGUUUGUAUAAAGUUUUAUUCGGGUUUACGGCAUUCUGUGCUGUGAUAAUUGUGAUAAUUUCUGUAGAGCGUUUUGAAAAUAUAUAUUUUUUAAAUGA
Molecule: messenger RNA, 2141 nt
Organism: Trichogramma pretiosum
Lineage: Eukaryota; Metazoa; Arthropoda; Insecta; Hymenoptera; Trichogrammatidae
Exons: 2
Coding region: 159-1991 (610 amino acids)
Molecular function (GO): protein binding
Source: RefSeq, a predicted model, not a curated record